Messenger RNA from Mus musculus (house mouse), 5937 nucleotides. RefSeq names its product thymidylate synthase (gene Tyms). The coding region runs from base 2619 to 3116 and encodes 165 amino acids. Gene Ontology annotation, biological process: dTMP biosynthetic process; 'de novo' pyrimidine nucleobase biosynthetic process; dTTP biosynthetic process. NCBI's taxonomy places the organism in Eukaryota, Metazoa, Chordata, Mammalia, Rodentia, Muridae. The record is from RefSeq and is a predicted model, not a curated record. The transcript is spliced from 8 exons. Gene Ontology annotation, molecular function: sequence-specific mRNA binding; transferase activity, transferring one-carbon groups; thymidylate synthase activity. Gene Ontology annotation, cellular component: mitochondrial inner membrane; cytoplasm; replication fork.
UGUAUUACAAAAAGCUAUAGUCAACACAACUGGAAAACAUGGAUGAAAUGGACAAUUUCCUAGACGGAUACCAGGUUCCAAAGUUAAAUCAGGAUCAGAUUAAUGAUCUUAACAGUCCCAUUUCCCCUAAAAAAGUAGAAGCAGUCACUAAUAGUCUCCCAAACAAAAAAAGCCCAGGACUUAGCACAGAGUUCUAUCAGGCCUUCAAAAAGACUUAAUUCCAAUUCUCAAACUAUCCCACAAAACAGAAACAGAAGGUCCUCUACCCAAUUCAUUCUAUGAAGCCAAAAUUACUGUGGUUCCCAAACUACAUAAAGAUCCAAGUACAAGUAUCGUAUAAGCCAAAGGCUCUUUUUGAGACUGGGUCUCAAGUACCUAGGCUGGCCUUGAACUUGCUAUGAAGUGAAGGCUUGCCUUAAACUCCAGAUCCUCUAGCCGACUCAAUCUCCCAGGAGCUGGGAUUUAAUGGCAUGCAUCCCCACACCCUGAUCCUAUAGGCUCUUAAUGCCAUAAUAGGGUAAAUACAGAUUUGAGAAAGUGGGCAGGUGUUUGCCUUGCAAGCUGUAACCACUUCUGUCACGUGGGGGCGGGGUCUGCCACGGAUUCUGGCGGCCGGAAGUUUCCCAGCAGGAAGAGGCGGGCUGGUGUUGGAGGAAAAGAGCGCCAGGAAGGUCCUGGUUUUGUCGCUGACUACACUGCUGCCAGACUGCUCCGUUAUGCUGGUGGUUGGCUCCGAGCUGCAGUCCGAUGCUCAGCAGCUGAGCGCGGAAGCCCCACGGCAUGGAGAACUCCAGUACCUGAGGCAGGUGGAGCACAUUUUGCGCUGCGGCUUCAAGAAGGAGGACCGCACGGGCACUGGCACCCUGUCGGUGUUCGGCAUGCAGGCACGAUACAGCCUGAGAGAUGAAUUUCCUCUGCUCACAACCAAACGAGUGUUCUGGAAGGGUGUUUUGGAGGAGUUGUUGUGGUUUAUCAAGGGAAACAUCAUCAGCUGGCCUCUAAAUCAGCUUUUCCUGAUUUUUCUGGAAAAUAAUGGAGAGAUAAUUAAGUACAAUGUCCUGUGAGUUUCCCAAAGUUAGAGAAUCUAUUUUGCUACUUGCUAUUGUAUUCCUAGGUCCAGAACAUAGCCAGCCACAUGGUAUGUACUCAGUAUAUAUUGUUUACUGGAACAAUAGAUACCAAAGAGUCAAGUAGGUACCUUGAAUAUGUGAUGACAGCCCCAAGUUCCUCCUGUGUGUCCUCGUCUAGAACAAGUGAGGCUCUGUCUAAUGCUGGGUGAGAGAACUCCAGAAGACAAGCUGAGUUCUGGGCCAUACUACAACUCCUUCUUUAGAGUACUUGGGGUGAUGGCUCAGUAGGUAAAGAGGGCUUGUUGUACAAGUAUGAGACCUGAGUUCAGUCCCCAGCAGUCACAUAAAUUCUGUGUGGGACUGGAGAGGUGGCUUAGCAGUUAAGAGCAUCUGUUGCUCUUGUUGGGCAUCUGUUACUCUAGUUCCAGUAUCAUCUGCUGUCCUUGGGCACUGCAUGUACAUGGUGUAUAGACACAUGCAGGCAAAACACCCAUACACAUAAAAUUUAAAAAUGCUGGGUGUGAUUGCAUGUAUCUCUAACCCCAGUGCUAUAAUGGGAGGGUGGACAUAGGAUCUUUGGUGUUUUGCUGGCUACUAGUUUAGCCUAAACAAGCUCUAGCCUAAACAGAGACCCUGUUUCAAGGGAAAGGUAGGAAGUGAUAGAGCAGGUAUCCUCUGGGUUCCAUGGGCUCAGGUACAUACAUGUGCACGCACAACACACUUACACACAAAAUCAGUAAAAUCUAGGGCACUCAGUGUGACUGACAUCAUCUUGGACCUACCAGACCCUAGAUUGCUUACCCAUUCUAGAACGGGUUGACAGUGUAUUUAGUCUGUCUCAAGGUAAAUCCUCAGAAAUUCUAAACAUCCAUAAAAUAGCUUGAGCCCAGCCCCAAAAAUGGGAAAGGGGGGCUUUUAAAGCACACCAUAAAAGAUUGAGAAGUUAGCCAGGCAGUGGUGGCACACACCUUUAGCCCAAGCAGUUGGGCCAGCCUGGACUACAGAGUGCCAGGACAGCCAGAUCUACACAGAGAAACCCUAUCUUGGAAAACAAAACAAAGAUUGAGAAGUUAUUAAUUAGGAGUGAAAAAGUUAAAAGAAACCUAAUAGAAACAGGGGCUGGAAAUCUGGCUCUGUGGUUGAGAGCACUUGUUCCAGUCUCCACAGGAAGACUAACAACCAUCUGUAACUAGUUCCAGGAAGACUAACAACCAUCUGUAACUAGUUCCAGGGGAUCAGUGCUCUCUUAUUGUCUCUGUAGGUCCUAGAUGGCACUUGUUGCACAGAUAUCCGUGCAGGCAAAAGAAAAAAGAAAAAAAAGAAGAAAGAGGAAAGGAAAGUCAGUUAUCCGUAUUGCAGUUGUCACCUGUGUGAAGAUAGAAUGGAUCCACAAAUGCUAAAGAAUUGUCCUCAAAGGGAGUGAGAAUCUGGGAUGCCAAUGGAUCCCGAGAUUUUCUGGACAGCUUGGGAUUUUCUGCCCGACAGGAAGGGGACCUGGGCCCAGUUUAUGGUUUCCAAUGGAGGCAUUUUGGAGCAGAGUACAAAGAUAUGGAUUCAGAUUACUCGGGACAAGGAGUAGACCAGCUGCAAAAAGUGAUUGACACCAUCAAAACCAACCCUGAUGACAGAAGAAUCAUCAUGUGUGCCUGGAACCCAAAAGAUCUUCCCCUGAUGGCACUGCCUCCUUGCCAUGCCCUCUGUCAGUUCUAUGUGGUGAAUGGGGAACUGUCUUGCCAGCUUUACCAGAGGUCAGGAGAUAUGGGUCUGGGCGUGCCCUUCAACAUUGCCAGCUAUGCUCUGCUCACCUACAUGAUUGCACAUAUCACAGGCCUGCAGCCAGGUGAUUUUGUCCACACUUUGGGAGAUGCACAUAUUUACCUGAAUCAUAUAGAGCCGCUGAAAAUUCAGCUACAGCGAGAACCAAGACCUUUCCCAAAGCUCAAAAUCCUUCGAAAAGUUGAGACAAUCGAUGAUUUCAAAGUUGAAGACUUUCAGAUUGAAGGGUAUAAUCCACAUCCAACGAUUAAAAUGGAAAUGGCUGUUUAGAGUGCUUUCAGUGAUGCUAUGAAUAUCACCGUUUUUUUUUUUUUAAUUAGGUAUUUUCCUCAUUUACAUUUCCAAUGCUAUACCAAAAGUCCCCCAUACCCUCCCCUCCACUCCCCUACCCACCCACUCCCACUUCUUGGCCCUGGCAUUCCCUUGUACUGGGGCAUAUAAAGUUUGCAAGUCCAAUGGGCCUCUCUUUCCAGUGAUGGCCGACUAGGCCAUCUUUUGAUACAUAUGCAGCUAGAGUCAAGAGCUCCGGGGUACUGGUUAGUUCAUAAUGUUGUUCCACCUAUAGGGUUGCAGAUCCCUUUAGCUCCUUGGGUACUUUCUCUAGCUCCUCCAUUGGGGGCCCUGUGAUCCAUCCAAUAGCUGACAGUGAGCAUCCACUUCUGUGUACACCUCCAAGAGUAGCCAUUACAGUCACUCAUGGAGUAGCGUACGAAGUACUUCAGGUAGAAGCACUUGCAGUCCCUCAAGGCAGAACCCUCGAAGUCCUUCAAGGAUGAGCCCUCACAUUCCCUCAUAGAGGAUUCUAUGCAGUCCCUCAAGGAGGAGCCCUCACAGUCACUCAAUGACCACACACAGUCCAUCAAGGAAAAGUCCUCGCAGUCGUUCAAGGAGGAACCCUCUAAGUCCUUCAAGGAUGAGCCCUCACAGUCCCUCAUGGAGGACCCCAUGCAGUCCCUCAAGGAGGAGCCCUCACAGUUACUCAAGGACCCAACACAGCCCAUCAAGGAGAAGUCUUUGUAGUUCCUCAAUGUGGAACCCACAAAGUCCUUCAGGAUGAGCCCUCACAGUUCCUCAUGGAGGACCUCUUGUAGUCACUCAAGGAGGAGCCCUCACAGUCACUUAAGCACCCCACACAGCACAUCAAGGAGAAGUCCACCCAGUCCUUCCAGAAGGAACCCUCGAAGUCCUUCAAGUAUGAGCCCUCACAGUCCCUCAUGGAGGACCCCAUGCAGUAACUUGUUGUGAGCCAGCUCAUGGCUCACAUGGACAGGGUACACCUGAGUGGCAGGCCAGGGCUGAAAGAGAGGGGAACUAGGUGGUCGAGAGAAAAAUGGAGCUAAGUCAAGAUUCCUGAUCAAAGCUCAAAUGUUUAAUGGCACAUGCUCUUAUAAAGGGGGGAGGGGGAGGCCCAUUCCCGCCAAUUCAUUCUAGGAGCCCAGCUGCAGUUGACGACGUGCAGGAUAGGGUGAAGUUCCAGAAUAGCUCAGCAGCCUCCCAGCAGGUAGCAGCAUCUUGAAGGGGAACAGUGGCAGUGGCUGAGCAAUAGAGUGAUCUAGGGAGGAAGGCUCCACCCUAGGUAAUCUCCUUAGUGGCAGAAAGGUCAAUGUCUGGCUCAGCCUGCUUCAGGCUGGGGGAGGUUACAAUUUCCUCCGUUAUUAAUAUUAAAUAAGCUGGACUGAGGCAUAAAAUUUAUGCUCUAUAGUUCUGCCUGAUUUCUUUGGGUCUAGUGAAGAAACCUGUCUCAGUGGGAUUCCCUAACUUUUUCUCAUUGUAAACCCACCUAUUCGCUAGGCCAUGGUGAAUACCCUUGUCUGGGUAAGACUGGCUACUGUCCCAAGUAAAUACUCUGUAGACUAGCCCUGAGCUAUUCUAUCUCAUUCUUUGUAAUGCCUAAUUAGUUUCAUUGUCUCUUCCAAGCUCCUCGGCUUCAAGCAUUUUCUAGGACAUUGGAACAGUGGCCAAGGCUUAGCUAUGUCAGAAUUCAAUCUUAAAAGGCACUUAUAAUAAGAUAAUACUAAAAGAGAGCACGUGGAGCCAUACACCAGACUAACGUGGGGAUAGGGUAUGAGUAUACAGGUUAUGAGAACACUAAAGUUCCAGGAGGUGAGUUUCUGUGAAAAACUCUGCCUCGUGAGUGCUCCCAGGCACCUCUGCCUGCCAAGCAAACUUCACUGUAGUGUGUGUAGCAUUCUCCCCCUUUCUUUUUAUAUUCAGGAGUGCUCUAAACACAACGAUUUACUAAUAGAAUAGUGCCAAUAAUAGCAAGUUGAAUAUAUAUAUCUCCCAAUCUAGGAGAUUCAAUGCACUUAGGUUUUUUUUGUUUGUUUGUUUGUUUUGUUUUUUAUCUCUGGCCAAUUCAUCAAUGUUCCAAGUGUCCAAGUGACUUUUGCUAAUAUCUGAAACUUCUGCCUUUCUAGCCUUAAUAUAUGCUAUGUCCUGCCCUGUUGUUAAGACUGCUACUUAUAAGACAUUAACCUUUGCCUCCAAUUUUUUUACAUGGCUCUGUGGUGUAUUAUUAGUAAACCACGGCCUCUUGGCAUGUGCCUCUUUUUAGACUGAUAUGAUUCCGAGAUCUGGAUGCCCGUCUUAGACUGUCUGGCCCUCAUAGCAAACCUUAUUCCCGAUUCAGACCAAAACCACAAUAUGUACUUAGAAUGCUUCUUCAUGAAGAUUUAAUAACUGCCACCUGUGCUGUUGGAGGUGAGGGUGCACACCUGCUGCAGUAAGGAUGAAGGGCAGGACUGACCUGCUUGAAAAACAAAGUGGAGACAGUGAAAAGCAACAGUACAAAAGCUUCUUUGGGGGAAGUCCAGGUACUCCAUUCAAUUGCAAAUUAGCAAUGGUCAUGCUUAGACUUAGAGCUCCCGUUGUGGGGAGGUGACUUCGAGAAUCACAGAAAGGCUGUAACUUUCUAGGAGAGGAGGCUGUGCUCCAAAUUAACUUUUCGGUUAAAGAGGAUUUUUAGCUUUAAUAAGAGUCAUACUUACUGGAGGAUUCAGGAUCUUUAUCCAGUUGACAAACUAAUCUUUCAGGCAGGCAGCCAUCCUGCUCCAUCUUCUUUUUGUGAAAAAAAAAAAAAAAAAAAAAAAAA